Cylas formicarius (sweet potato weevil) is the source of this 2053-nucleotide messenger RNA. RefSeq names its product innexin inx1 (gene ogre). Gene Ontology annotation, molecular function: gap junction channel activity. Bases 211 to 1302 code for a protein of 363 amino acids. Gene Ontology annotation, cellular component: plasma membrane; gap junction. The record is from RefSeq and is a predicted model, not a curated record. Lineage: Eukaryota; Metazoa; Arthropoda; Insecta; Coleoptera; Brentidae. The transcript is spliced from 4 exons.
CAGAAAUCGCGCCGCUCGUUGUAGUCAGUAGCAAUCCAAAGCGUGCGGAGGGAUUCGUCAAUCGUGUACGCAUUUCGUGUUUUAAAAAACGCUUCUAGAGUGAUGUUCCGGUUGAUUCGGGGGCGCGAGUAACAGCUGGUUCUUGCGCGGAAUUCUUCGAGUCGGGACACGGCUUAUUUGUUACCGAAUUGAGCCGUGAAAGCAGCUACCAUGUAUAAACUACUGGGGGGAUUGGCCAAUUACCUGAAGUACCAGGACAUUGUGACGGAUUGUGCCAUAUUCAGGAUGCAUAACCUCUUCACCACCGCCUUGCUGAUGGCUUGCAGUUUGAUUAUCACCGCCAAUCAGUUUGUCGGCAACCCCAUCCAGUGUAUAGUGGAUGGAUUGCCCACGCACGUAGUCAACACUUACUGCUGGAUAUCGUCCACUUUUACGAUGCCCGACGCUUUCAGAAGACAGGUUGGAACAGAGGUGGCCCAUCCCGGCGUGGCAAACGACUUUAGCGACGAGAAUGCUCAAAAAUUCUACACUUACUACCAGUGGGUUUGCUUUGUCUUAUUUUUCCAGGCCGUCGCCUGUUACACGCCAAAGGUAAUAUGGGACUCUUUCGAAAACGGCCUGAUGAGAAUGCUGGUGAUGGGGCUUCAUGUCGCCAUUUGUCCCGACAAGGAGCGAAACAAAAAGAAACAAAUCAUAAUGGAUUAUUUGAUGACACACGUUGGGAGACACAACCUCUACGCCCUUAGAUACUGGGCUUGUGAGUGUCUUUGCCUCAUCAAUAUCAUUGUACAACUCUACCUCAUGAAUAGAUUCUUCGACGGCGAGUUUCUAUCGUAUGGUCUCCGAGUAAUGAACUUUUCCGAGCAGGCUCAAGAGGACAGGGUCGACCCUAUGGUUUACGUCUUUCCUAGGGUAACCAAAUGCAUCUUUCACAAAUAUGGUGCCUCAGGCAGCAUACAGAAACACGAUAGCCUGUGCAUCCUGCCUCUAAACAUUGUAAAUGAGAAGACGUACAUUUUCAUUUGGUUCUGGUUCAUGAUACUGGCAACCAUGUUGACAGUUUUGGUUGCUUAUAGGGUGCUAAUCAUCGUGUACCCAAAAAUAAGACCAAAAAUUUUACACGCCAAGCACAGAAGCCUGCCUAUUGAAGUUUGUCGAGUACUAUGCAGGAAAAUCGAUAUGGGUGAUUGGUGGCUUUUACUAAUGUUGGGCACGAAUAUGGACCCUAUCGUCUAUAGGGAGAUUAUUAGUGAAUUAGCCAAAAAUAUUCAAUCCAAAGGCGGCGGCAAACUGCAGUACUGAUCGAACUUGCUAUGUUGCCAAAAUAAAUAUGUAGGAUGUGAUUUUGCGCACAAAUCGCACUGCCAAUUCAAAACAAAAAACUUUUCAUGACUGUAACAAUGUGAUCUUUUUAUACAAACCUAUUGUCGAAGUGUCGAACACACUCAUUUUAUUAGGUCUAUAGAGGACACUAUUUUUAAAAAAAAUAUUAAAUUAUUGUAAUCAAUCUACUAAACAAAUUAUUGGUAAUUUUUGGAAACCUUUUUAUAUAGGUCAAUUCGAAUGGAUUCAAUUUUAAGUCCCGAUUAUUAUUAUCGCUCAGGUUAACACCUAUAGUAUUUACGCUCUGGUAAUGUUCUUCAUAUUGCUUCGUCAUACCAUCGUUUUCAGUAAUUUUAGACCGGGGGACCAAAUAUUUAGUCCUUAACUUAGCAAAAUACAGUAAUUCAAUGCAAUAAAAUUAAUUAAAGAUUAAUCUUGACAAAAUAAUGAUACCUAUCUAGAUAUACGAAAAAAAUUAUAAAGCAAUAACAAUUUUGGCAAGCAUUAAUUUGUAACACAAUUUUAAUCUAUGGCAACGCAUACAUUUUCGUGUAUAUAAAGGGAAUUCAUUAAAUCUGCAAUUAAAUUAAAUAUGUUCUUGAUUUUUAUCUAGGAUUAUUUUGGUCCACGCGGAGUAAAGUGUUUUUUGUCUGGUGUUUUCCUUGAUAGGUUAGUACAAAUUACUGAUGUUAUUUUUUUAUUUAGGAAAAAAUAUAUGUUUUUUAAGUGA